AUGUCUCUAAUCAUGACCCAAAUCAGGCGUGUGGCCCACAUCGUCCUGCCUAGAAGCCCACCUCAUCCUCGCCUCCAUCGCGUUACCGCACGAACAAACCUCCGCCAAGACUGUCUAUCAAGCCUAGAAGAGGAGGUCUCCAGCCCCAACGAAAGAGCAGUUCGAAACUUCCAAAAACAGUCUCAGAUUCUCUUGCAGCAGCAGCAACAAGAACAACAACAACAACAAGAAGAAGAAGAAGAAACGACGACAUGCAACAAUGAAGAACCUCAAGCCACAGCCGGAGCUGCCAACCCCAGCCCUUCACCAAUGGUAUCCCAUCCUCGUCCAACUUCCAUUAACAUCAACAUCGAUAUACCGACAAACCCUCGAAACAAGGAAACCCCCUAUGGUGAUGAAGAAGAACAUGAAGAAAAAGAACUUCCCACAACAACAUCCCUCACAUCCAACCCCGCAAACACCCACGACCACUCAGAAUAUACUUCUUUGCACGAAUACUUGUAUAGUCAACAGCUCUAUCUUGCCGCUUCAUGGAAUGACGUACAAAUUAUGUGUCGCGCGGGCAAUUCUGCUCGAGAGAAAAGACGAUGUUGA
Molecule: messenger RNA, 594 nt
Organism: Sphaerulina musiva SO2202
Lineage: Eukaryota; Fungi; Ascomycota; Dothideomycetes; Mycosphaerellales; Mycosphaerellaceae
Exons: 2
Coding region: 1-594 (197 amino acids)
Source: RefSeq, a predicted model, not a curated record